This is a messenger RNA of Eimeria necatrix, 1296 nucleotides long. Its product is annotated as ATP-dependent RNA helicase, putative. The transcript has 5 exons. Gene Ontology annotation, cellular component: cytoplasmic stress granule; P-body. Gene Ontology annotation, molecular function: mRNA binding; ATP binding; RNA helicase activity. Gene Ontology annotation, biological process: cytoplasmic stress granule assembly; P-body assembly. NCBI's taxonomy places the organism in Eukaryota, Apicomplexa, Conoidasida, Eucoccidiorida, Eimeriidae. The record is from RefSeq and is a predicted model, not a curated record. Bases 1 to 1296 code for a protein of 431 amino acids.
AUGAAGAAUAACGCCACGGAGCAGAUUCAGCCUCAGGCUCCCCUUUCAAGGGGUAUCCUUUUGCAAGCCCACCUGAACGGGGUGCAAGAUAUGUAUCUCCAGAAGGAUGGCGGGCCAAGGCCAGUGAGGCAGAACAUGUUCCGGACAGCGGAUGUAACUCAGACAAGGGGGAACGAGUUUGAAGAUUACUACUUGAAACGUGAACUGCUCAAGGGAAUAUUUGAGAAGGGAUUCGAGAAACCCUCCCCAAUUCAGGAGGCAGCGAUUCCAGUGGCACUUUCUGGUCGCAACAUCUUGGCUCGUGCCAAAAAUGGGACGGGGAAGACGGCGGCUUUCGCAAUCCCUGUCUUAGAGAAGUGCCAAAUCACACGACGAGCAAUCCAGGGCUUGAUCCUUGUUCCUACCCGAGAACUGGCGCUGCAAACCAGUGCAGUUGUUAAAGAGUUGGGGAAAUAUCUUAACGUUCAGUGCAUGGUUUCGACAGGGGGUACGAGUCUCAGAGAUGACAUUAUGCGUUUGCACAACACAGUCCACAUUCUCGUAGGGACUCCUGGGAGGAUCCUAGAUCUUGCGAACAAGGAUGUGGCGGAUUUGCGGCAGUGCCACAUAGUGGUAAUGGAUGAAGCUGACAAAUUGCUUUCCCCUGAGUUCCAGCCAAUUGUAGAGAAACUGAUCGAGUUCAUUCCUAUGCAGCGGCAGAUUCUCAUGUUCUCGGCCACAUUUCCAGUAACAGUGAAGGAUUUCAAGUCGAAAUAUCUUCCAGACGCUCACGAAAUUAAUCUUAUGGAAGAGCUCACUCUAAAGGGUGUUACGCAGUACUACGCUUUUGUUGAGGAGAGGCAGAAAGUACAUUGUUUGAACACACUUUUUGCGAAGCUUCAAAUUAACCAAGCGAUCAUCUUCUGUAAUAGUGUGACCCGCGUUGAGCUCCUGGCGAAGAAGAUUACCGAGCUGGGCUUUUCGUGCUUCUAUAUUCAUGCUCGGAUGCUGCAGUCGCACCGAAACAGGGUGUUUCACGACUUUCGAAACGGUGCCUGUCGUUGCCUGGUCUCAUCGGAUUUGUUCACUCGAGGGAUUGAUAUCCAAUCUGUAAAUGUCGUUAUUAAUUUUGAUUUCCCUCAAAAUUCGGAGACGUACUUGCACAGAAUUGGGCGUUCAGGCCGUUUUGGCCACCUAGGUUUGGCGGUGAACCUGGUAACGUACGAAGACCGGUUUAACCUCUACAGGAUUGAACACGAGCUCGGAACCGAGAUCAAACCAAUACCCAGUCAUAUCGACCCGGAAACAUAUACAUAG